This is a messenger RNA of Didymodactylos carnosus, 534 nucleotides long. The record is from the annotation of a GenBank genome assembly. Lineage: Eukaryota; Metazoa; Rotifera; Eurotatoria; Philodinida; Philodinidae.
AUGGUCUCCAUGGCCCGUAAGGAUUCAUCUGAUCGAAGUAUGGAGCCUCUCCUUCAAGUAUUAUGGGAUACAGCCGUCGAUUUACACGAAAAACUUUUGAUAACCGACGAAGAAUUAUUAAUGUAUAAUGUUCCAAUGUAUUGUCGUACAUUAGAUGAACAAUGUGCACCAAAUUUGUUGGACGACAAUCAGUUCGAACUGAUUCAGAAGGAUCUAGUGGAAAAAAUUGAUAGUCCGUUUUAUACGCAAUAUAAAAAAGGACAUAUAUCAUUAGAUGAAUUUUCAAAGAAAUAUACACACUAUAUGAUGACAUGUACUGGAUCAGUAUUUCGGAAUUGUUUAAAUAGAAACCGCUCCAUGGAUAGUACUGAACAAUUGAUGGAACAGUUUUUCAUUGAACAUGAACGUCGAGUCAAAUUAAACCCAGAAAACUAUGCUCUUAAUCCUUGUAGAUCCUUUAUUAUAUUAAGAAAGUUGGGUUCGAAGAAGCGAACAAAACACGUUACAAGGGAAAGCAGUUGUAAAUUAUGUUAG